Messenger RNA from Tribolium madens (black flour beetle), 1160 nucleotides. Its product is annotated as zinc finger Y-chromosomal protein 2-like. Gene Ontology annotation, cellular component: nucleus. Lineage: Eukaryota; Metazoa; Arthropoda; Insecta; Coleoptera; Tenebrionidae. The record is from RefSeq and is a predicted model, not a curated record. The coding region runs from base 264 to 1160 and encodes 298 amino acids. The transcript is spliced from 3 exons. Gene Ontology annotation, biological process: regulation of transcription by RNA polymerase II. Gene Ontology annotation, molecular function: DNA-binding transcription factor activity, RNA polymerase II-specific; RNA polymerase II transcription regulatory region sequence-specific DNA binding.
AACACUGUUUGUACUCAGUUAUAAUGUUUAACUGGAUACUAACUUUAACAAAAAUAUGUUUAUAAAUUUUUGGAACCAAUUUAUAUUAAAUUUUCAGAACUCGCAAUUUAACGAUUUCUGCAAAAUCGUACACAAACAAAGAUGUUGUAGGUCAAACGUGACCAAAAAUGAAAAUUUUUGAAAAUUUAGAAAAUUUACUGUUGAUUUAUUAACCUCAAAGAAAAAAUAAGUGUAAAUUACAACCAGCCGGAACUUUGUAGAAAAUGUUGGAUAAACGGAAAUCGACUUGUGAUCAAACACCUGAGACUUUACAGUGUAAACUUUGUAAUUUCAAAAUAGAAUUCAAGAUUAUUUUGCAUUACCACGUCAAAAACUUACACAAGAAUUUGCAUAAAAAUAAAGAGACUCGUAAGGAAAUUGUAAAAUAUAAAUGCAACAAGUGUAAUUUUGCAACCUAUUCAAUAUUACUUUGGUACAAACUUAAUGUUAGAAAAAACGUGGAAAUUAAAGAAUUUACUAAAGUCUACACAUAUGAGUACACUUAUUGUCCAUUCAAAACCGUUCAAAAGGUCACAUUAAAAUAUCACAUUAUUAGCAGGCACACACCUUAUGAAGAAAUAAAAUGGUUGCAUUGUUCCCAAUGUGUCUUUAAAACGAAAUCAAAAUCUUCAUUAUUAAAGCACACUAGUGUAAUACACGAAAACACUGAUGAUCUUCGAUCGUUGAGCUGUGAUCUGUGCAACUACAGAACACAACAAAAGAAGAAUUUAAAAAGACACAAAAAUUACAAUCAUUCAUCUCCCCAAGAUACAGUCUGGCUUAACUGUACGAAAUGUGAAUACAAAACGAAACAUCGAGUAAAAUGGUUGCAUUGUCCGAAAUAUUUGAAAAAAGUCAAGACUGAAGAAUUGUAUGAAUAUACAGAAUGUAGCUUCAAAAGUGGACACACAAUUGUUUUGAAAUGCCACAUGAUACGACAACAUGCAACCCCGCAUGAUGCAGAGUGGUACAAUUGUGCCCAUUGCAGUUACCGUUCCAAAACAAGAUCAAAUACAUUGUCACACAUUCGAUUAAAACAUACAAAAGAGACACCAGAAAAUCAAACUGGCACCUAUUUCACUUGCAAUUUCUGUUUUUUUUCGAACAUUCUACUCUCAUGA